AUGGCACUUCGUUUGCGUAGAUCCAUCCGCGAUCUUGAGGAUGACUACGACAGAGGCAACAAGAAGCCCUUGGAGGAUCUCAUACGCGCAUGGCGGGGCAUCCAAGCCCAGCCUGCCGACGACCCCAACUCGGCUUUCCCCCCUAAGUCCUUCUUCACCAUCGCUGGUUACCAUAGAGAACCCUUUCGGGGCGCCGGCUGGGGUAACUCCCAGUGGUGGGGCGGCUACUGCAAUCACGGCAACGUUCUCUUCCCGACAUGGCACCGUGCCUAUCUCUUGACGCUCGAGAACGCGCUGCGAAGCGUCCCAGGGUGCGAGAACGUUACGCUUCCUUACUGGGAUGAAGUUGAUCAGCGCACCAAAGAAACGGGGCUGCCCCGGACCUUCCUGCAGAAGACGUUCGUACUAGAUGGGAACCCGGUAUCGAAUCCGCUCUAUUCCUACACCUUCCAGUAUGAUAUUUUCGACAACCUCGCUCCUAUCCCGGACUUUGACUACAGCAAGCCCGAGGGCUACACGACCGUCCGGUACCCCUACUCCGGUUUGGUAGGUACGCCGGACGACAAAGCGAAGACCGAGGUGCACAAUAAAACCUACAAGGACAUGCCUGAGGCAAAGGUGAACCAGAUCUUGAACGAGAACGUACAGAACUGGCUCGGCUUUGGCAUCAAGCUUAACACCGGUGAAUACCUCUACACCGGCACGCGAGAGAAAUAUUACGCUUGCCUCAAUGCGCCGAACUAUACUGUGUUCUCGAAUACAACCUCGGCCACGCAAUGGAACGAAGACCACUUCGGCGUCAAGAAGUGGCAAGAGGCAGGCUCCCCGACCCCGGCCACCCAAGCGGUAGUGCCCCUCGAGAGCCCGCACAACGACAUGCAUCUUGCGAUCGGCGGCUUUGACUUGCCUGUCUCACCCACCAGGCCUGGCCAGCCCGAACAAAGCUUCGACGCCAUCGCGGAUGCGAACGGCGAUGUGGGUGAGAACGACACGGCGAGCUUCGAUCCCAUCUUCUACUUCCACCACUGUUUUAUCGACCGCAUGUUCUGGCUCUGGCAGAAUAGGACUCAGAAAACGGAGAGCCUGGACAUCAUCCAUGGCUAUCCUGGCACCAACACCGUGGAUAAUCAGGGACCGACGCCUGGAGUCCCGGCGAAUACCUGGCUGACGAUGGACUCGCCGCUUAAUCCGUUCUUCAAAGACGACCGGCCUGUGACUUCGAAUGACGUGAUAAACAUCGAGACGCAACUCAACUACACCUAUCCGCGCCUCUCAGAGAGCGAUCCCCUGCAUCCAAGUGAGCCUCUACUCGGCAGCCCGCCAGCCAGCUCUCCACCCACACUCCGCGUCUCCGGCAUCAACCGCGGCGCCAUCUCCGGCUCCUUUGUGCUCUCUAUCUACGCCACGCUGGAGGGCCAAACGCGGCUCAUGGGCGUCGAGUCGGUGCUCAGCCGCUGGCAUACCUCGGGAUGCGCCAACUGCCAGACCCACCUUAAUGUCAAGACGUUUGUGCCGCUGCAUGGCCUGACGCUGGAAGAGGCGGAGAAGGCGGAUUUCGACGUGGGGAGGCUUACGAGGGGUCUUGUGCAGCUGCCGGAGAGGCCGCCGGUGACGCACCUGGGGCAGAUGGUUAGGAGGAUGAGUUGA
Coniosporium apollinis CBS 100218 is the source of this 1647-nucleotide messenger RNA. RefSeq lists its product as uncharacterized. Lineage: Eukaryota; Fungi; Ascomycota; Dothideomycetes. Gene Ontology annotation, molecular function: oxidoreductase activity. The transcript has 2 exons. The record is from RefSeq and is a predicted model, not a curated record. The coding region runs from base 1 to 1647 and encodes 548 amino acids.